CAGCCAGGUUCUGACAAACGGGAGGCCGGAGGAGAAAGGAGCAACAGUCCUGCGGCUUUAACGUGUUAGCACGAAAAGGGAGACGCCACUGCCGCCAGUGUGCGCUGGGAGCUGCACGAAACAAGCUAGCGAUGAUGGAACAGCAGUUUUGGUCUUUCACCCUUCAAACUAAAACCAUACGUGGGACCGAUCGCGUCAUAACAGACAAUUAAAGAAAGCCAGAUUGUAUUGGUCUUUUAUAUCUCAAAAUGGAGCUCCACGCCGCGCAACCCUUCGCUGUCCUUCGUUUCAACGAGGCACGUUGCGCGUGUGUUUUAUUUUGAAAAACACAAACCGGAAAUGUAGUCCGAGCUUGUUGUAUCCACUUUGCUGUGACGAGCGGGGAAGCUUCAAGUUCCUGUCGUGCGAAAAGACUCGCGCAAAAAGUUGACGCCAAAACCCCAUUUUUAAAACUCUUUUUUUUUUUAACCAAACAAAACUUUUUUUUGGAAUCAAUCACAAACAUGGCACUAACCGACGCCGACGUGCAGAAACAGAUAAAACACAUGAUGGCCUUUAUCGAGCAAGAGGCCAGUGAGAAAGUAGAGGAAAUAGACGCCAAAGCAGAGGAAGAGUUCAACAUCGAGAAAGGUCGCCUGGUGCAGACUCAGAGGGUGAAGAUAAUGGAAUACUUUGAAAAGAAGGAAAAGCAGAUUGAACAGCACAAGAAAAUCCAGAUGUCCCACCUGAUGAACCAAGCAAGGCUGAAGGUGCUAAAAGCCCGUGAUGACAUGAUCAACGAUUUGUUGAUGGAAUCCCGGCAAAGACUAGCAGAGAUUGCCCAGGACCCUGCCAGGUACUCCACACUGCUGGAGGGACUGGUGUUACAGGGAUUCUACCAGCUGCUGGAAGAAAAAGUUACCAUUCGCUGUCGACAGCAGGAUGUGGAGAUGGUUCAGGCUGCAGUGAAUAAGAACAUCCCCAUCUACAAGGAGGCUGUGAAACAACACAUAGUCGUUAAAAUCGACACACACCAUUUUCUACCAUCAAGCAUCUGUGGAGGGGUGGAGCUAUAUAAUGACAACGGCAAGAUAAAAGUGUCCAACACUUUAGAGAACAGACUACAGCUUCUAGCACAUCAGAUGAUGCCUGAAGUCCGAGUGUCCUUGUUUGGCGCCAACCCCAACCGCAAGUUCACAGAUUAACGGUGGAUUUGAAGGGAGCAGCGUGCACGCAGGUGGAAUAUGUUUGGUGAACACUCUUCCGAAAGGGGAGCUUUGUUGCACAAUCCUAGUCCGACAACAAGUUCACACACCCCAGUGCCUUACUUUUGUUGUUGUUGUUUUAACCCAGGUGAAUACUUUGAAUGUAAUUGAAACCAUAAAUGUCUUCACCGUGUCCAGAAGCCAACAAAGAGCAGCUUUACUAAUGUUACAAAGUAUUUCAUAAUCAAAAACCAAAGUAAUAAACAAGUGGGAGACGGAAAACUUGUGUAUCUUUAUUUACAAGUUGUAAAUAAACAGUUGUUUUCUACAUUGGUGAAAUGAAAUACCGUAUUUUUUUGAAUUGCCGCCGGGCAUAAAGUAAGCGCCUGCCUUGAAUUACUGCCGGGUCAAACUCGCUUCGCAAAAUAAUUAGCGCAUGCUUAGUAUUACCGCCUGGUCAAAAUUCCCCUGUCGUCAUUUUCAAAAUGGAGGAGGCUGAUUUCAAUCAUUUGAAAUCGCAUAAAGGGAAGAAGAAUAAGAGCUAUUCAGUAGGUCCAAGCUUACAUCACACUUAAAUUUUUACUGCAUGCCUUUGGUAAGUGCCGGAGUGAGAAGAGGUUUUAAAAUAAUUAGCACAUGCUUACUUUUACCGCAUGCCUCUGGUAAGCGCAGGACUGAGAAGGGGUUUUAAAUUAAUUAGCGCCCCGGCGGCAAUUCAACGAAAUACGGUAGUCUAAUUACAGUGGGGUAAAAAAGUAUUUAGUCAGCCAGCGAUUGUGCAAGUUCUCCCACUUCAAAUGAUGACAGAGGUCUGUCAUUUUCAUCAUAGGUACACUUCAACUGUGAGAGACAGAAUGUGGAAAAAAAAAUCCAGGAAUUCACAUUGUAGGAAUUUUAAAGAAUUUAUUUGUAAAUGAUGGUGGAAAAUAAGUAUUUGGUCAACCAUUCAAAGCUCUCACUGAUGGAAGGAGGUUUUGGCUCCAAAUCUCACGAUACAUGGCCCCAUUCAUUCUUUCCUUAACACGGAUCAAUCGUCCUGUCCCCUUAGCAGAAAAACAGCCCCAAAGCAUGAUGUUUCCACCCCCAUGCUUCACAGUAGGUGUGGUGUUCUUGAAAUGCAACUCAGUAUUUGUCUUCCUCCAAACAUGACGAGUUGAGUUUAUACCAAAAUGGAUACAUGGAUGAUACAGCAGAGGAUUGGGAGAAUGUCAUGUGGUCAGAUGAAACCAAAAUAGAUCUUUUUACAGACCUCCGUCAUCAUUUUAAAUGGGAGAACUUGCUAAAUACUUUUUUGCCCCACUGUAUAUAAACUACAAUAAUGCAUUUGCAGUAUAGAAAAAUUCUUUUAGUGUUUUUUUUUUUUAAAUGGUACUCCAAAAUAAUACUCAAAACAGCUCAUAGUUUGUUUUCCACUUACAACAAUAAGGCGUUCGUACUUAGUCAGGGUUUGGUCCAAUUUAUUUAGCUCUCAAGCUUUGAAGAGGAGGAAGUCAAGGCUUACAGUUUGUUGGAAGUGAGCUGCGUGUGUGUGUGUAUGUUUUACGCUAAUGCAGGGAUUAAAUCAUUAUCAUCAGAUUAGCAAACAACCUACUGACAGGCCGCACAGGCAGGGAAUCCAAGAUUACAACUCAGAGCACACGGAUGGAGUGGGAGGGAUGCAUAACAGUGCAGGUGUAAAUACAGUACCUGGCAGAAGUAUUAACUUGUGUUUUGUUGCCUCACAAACUGGAAUGAAAAUGGCUUGUUUAGAUUAGGCGUGUCCACAAUGGGGCUUUGGCCACCAAUGAUGGCGUUCAAAAUGUAAUA
This is a messenger RNA of Nerophis ophidion (straightnose pipefish), 2990 nucleotides long. RefSeq names its product ATPase H+ transporting V1 subunit E1a (gene atp6v1e1a). Bases 504 to 1184 code for a protein of 226 amino acids. Gene Ontology annotation, cellular component: proton-transporting two-sector ATPase complex, catalytic domain. Gene Ontology annotation, molecular function: proton-transporting ATPase activity, rotational mechanism. Lineage: Eukaryota; Metazoa; Chordata; Actinopteri; Syngnathiformes; Syngnathidae. The record is from RefSeq and is a predicted model, not a curated record. Gene Ontology annotation, biological process: proton transmembrane transport. The transcript has 9 exons.